Messenger RNA from Solanum stenotomum, 1032 nucleotides. RefSeq lists its product as uncharacterized. The transcript is spliced from 4 exons. Bases 268 to 612 code for a protein of 114 amino acids. NCBI's taxonomy places the organism in Eukaryota, Viridiplantae, Streptophyta, Magnoliopsida, Solanales, Solanaceae. The record is from RefSeq and is a predicted model, not a curated record.
CUUCUUCUCUGUAGACUUAGAAGUUUCUAAUUUCACCGAAAAUCAGAGAAAUGGGAAAAACUAUAUAUAUAGCACUACAUAGCUGUCAUUGGGAGAGUUGUGAGCACGCAAUAAUACUCCUCUAAAGAAGCACAAAAUUUCCCCUUUUUGCAUAUUAAACUCUCUCCAUCAACAUUUUAUUCAGUUGUCAAUAAUUGACUGCGAAUUUGAUUCCCGAGAUCGGCUCAGGUGUUCUUGAAUACUCAAUUUUUGGGUGACUCUGUUACAAUGGGUUGCGUUGGAUCCUCACGUACCAAAGGAGAUGAAACUGUAAGGAAGAUAAGAAAACCAAAGCCAUGGAGACACUCAGAACCGAUAACAAGAGCUCAGCUUCUAAAAAUGCGUGAGGAAUUCUGGGACACUGCACCACACUAUGGGGGGAAAAAAGAGAUCUGGGAUGCGCUACGUGCUGCUGCAGAGGCAGAAAUAGGCCUUGCACAAACAAUCGUGAACAGUGCUGGGAUAAUUGUUCAAUCCACUGAUUUAACAGUCUGCUAUGAUGAGAGAGGUGCCAAGUAUGACUUGCCCCAAUAUGUUCUGAGCGAACCAACAAAUUUGACUGGUGAAAACUGAGAAGGCAAUAUAAUCAAGUGUUCAUGCUUCAUCGAGACUGUAAAUGCUGUAAAUUGCUCUCACAAGUCAUCUCUCUCAAAUAUUCAUUUCGUUUCCUGUUUCACGACAUCAAGAAUCGUCUGUCACAGCAGCAACAUGCACCAUGAUAUUCUUUUGGACAUAAUAUCUCUAGCUUGAAGAGGCCUUAGCAUAAGUUUCAAUUUCAUGAAGUACAUUUUGUCUAAAAAUUCUCUUCCUAGUGCUCUUUUUGACAAAGUAGAUGAGCAAAACUUGAUUGUACACUCUUUUGAAUUCUUGAGCUCUUACCCUGUUAUAUUCGCGAUAAGGGGUUCGGAGUGAUGUUCUGUACUCCUUAUUAAGAGGUUUAGAUGUACUAAUGCUGCAGAAAUUUGUCAAUUUUGAGUCAAGCAACCUACCUCU